This is a messenger RNA of Achroia grisella, 3960 nucleotides long. RefSeq names its product histone-lysine N-methyltransferase SETD1B-like. Gene Ontology annotation, cellular component: nucleoplasm. Gene Ontology annotation, molecular function: RNA binding. Bases 110 to 2941 code for a protein of 943 amino acids. Gene Ontology annotation, biological process: RNA processing. NCBI's taxonomy places the organism in Eukaryota, Metazoa, Arthropoda, Insecta, Lepidoptera, Pyralidae. The record is from RefSeq and is a predicted model, not a curated record. The transcript is spliced from 13 exons.
AGUUAGUUACUUGAAUUGACACAUCUCUAAUAUCAAUAAUUUUUACAUUUCGUUGAUUACUAGAAAAAAUUCUUUCUUCAAUUGUAUAGUCCAUUAAAAAUAUAAACUCAUGAUUCAUUUCAAGGAUAGUAAAAAUAAAUCAGCAUUAAGUACAAGAUGGGCUCAAAUGUCGAAACAAGAGCAAAUAAUCGAAAGAAAAAAGAUGGAGAUCCAAGCAAAGCUAGAGGCUCAGAAACAAGCUACUGCUCUCGCCGCUCAAGCCAAAUUGUCUAACCCUAAAGCUAAGGAUGAGAAAGGAUCAAACAAUAUUUUCUCAAAUGAUGGUAGCUUUAUGAGCCAGUUCAAAGCACUGUUAGAGAAACAAAAACAGGAUAAAAAGGAAAAAGAAGAGAAGGAGAAAGAAAAAAAUAAUGAGGAUGAGAGAAAAGCAGACAAAAUAGCUAAAAUUAAAGAAGAAUGUUCUAGGGAUGAUAAGGAUUAUGAUGAAGGACAGUCUUUUCAUGAUGAUGAUAGAAGAAGACCUAUUGAUAGAGGGCAAAGGGACAAACGGAGAUGGAGCGACAGAGGUCGAAACCGUACACACAGUCCAAUGACUCCAGUUAUUGAAGACAGAAAGCAACUUGUUGAAAACAAAUCUAUCAUACCUUUAAUGCAAAUUCCUAUUAGACCCCCUGAUGACCAAAAUUCUGAAACUAGCCAUAGUGAAUGGAAUAGGCAAGGAGGCCCAAGCUCUGAUGAUGAGUCUGAUAAUGGUAGAAACUUAAUGGGCCCUGGUCCAAUGGCACCCGGAGUUAUAGGUCCUGGACCUAUGGGCCCUGGACCAAUGGGUCCUGGACCAAUGGGUCCUGGACCUAUGGGCCCUGGACCACUGGGUCCUGGACCAAUGGGUCCUGGACCAAUGGGCCCUGGACCAAUGGGGCCUGGAGCAAUGGGUCCUGGACCAAUGGGGCCUGGUCCAAUGGGCCAUGGACCUAUGGGUCCUGGUCCUAUGGGCCCUGGUAUGGGUCCAGGUCCAAUGGGUCCUGGACCUAUGGGCCCUAUGGGUUCCGGCCCGAUGGGACCGGGUUCAAUUAUGGGUCCAGGUCCUAAUAUGCGAUCGGGUCCUAACAUGGGACCGAGUUCUAACAUGGGUCCGGGUCCUAACAUGGGAGGUUCUCCUAAUAUGGGUCCAGGCCCCAUGAUGGGCCCUGGUGGUCCUAACAUGCCUCCGAUGCCUCCCUUUAUGAGACCUCCUAAUUUUCCAAUGCCACCAAAUUUUAUGGGCCCAAAUGGCCCUGGUGGACCUUGUGGGCCUGGUCCUAUGCCUCCCAAUAUGUGUGGUCCUAAUAUGCCCGGACCUGGACCAAAUGGACCUCCAUUUUUCGGUCCGCCGUUUCCUAAUCCGUCGCUUAUGGGUCCAAACGGCCCUCCUAAUUCAAUGAUGCCACCAAAUUCUAUGAAUAAUAAUGGCAGGUCGUUUAUGGGCCCCAGACCUCCUUUUGGUCCCAAUGGCUCAAAUUUUGGACCAAAUGGAAAUGGCCCCCCUAAUGUGCCGUUCAUGCCUCCAAAAUCUAUAGCACAAAAUUCUGUACCCCUACCUACUAUUCCUGAACCUAAGGCUUUAGAUACAGUUAAUAUUCCACCACCUGAACCCUUGAAGCUUCAAAAUAUUCCCCCACCUAUGUCACUCCCUCUUAAUAUACCAAAGCCAAAUGAUAUAGAUCUUGGAAAUAUACCUGUACCACCAAACACUUCUCAAGUUCUCUCUGCAGAUACGUUCCCGCCAUCAGUGCAGCGUGCAGCCAGCGAAGUCGCCUGCAACGGUGACCACUGGGAAAAUGUCCUGAAAGCAAUACACUCACAAGAUCAAACUAUGUGGUUUCUACACAAUACAAACUCUAACGAGUAUAAGGCGUUCAGAGAACUAGUGAUCGAAAUGCGAAAUGAAGGACCCAUGGAUACUAAACAAGAGGUAAAACCGGAGGAUAAAUAUGAACCAGAGUUCUGUUUGGAGGAUGAUGAGAGUAGUGAAAGCAGACAUAUGAAUGAUGAAAAACGGGAUAAUUUCUUAAACUGGGACCAACACGGUGUCAAACGGGAGCAAACUAGCUCCCAAAGCGACGAGGAACCCGACUCGAAGAGGGAACGUAGAAGGAAGAAGAAAUCACGCUGGGGUGAAGACCCGCCUGCGGCAGAUAUCAAGCCCCCAGGUCUGAUGGCGCCACUACCGACUGCAUUACCCACAGGUCCUAAAUUAGCUAAAAUUGAUGAAGAUGGAUUAAAACUAACAAAUGUGAAUCGUAACAAUCAAGCCUUGAUGCAAUAUGCGGUAACAAACUAUGGAACUACUAAUCUGAGUCCUGAGGAUUGGAAGAAGUGUGAAGACAACUUCAAACUUAAUCUUUUAUAUCAGGACAUGUUGAAGAAAAGACAAGAAGUAGAACGGUUAGCAGCUGCUGGAAAACAUAAAUAUGAGUAUGACAGUGAUGAAGAUACCUCAGAAGGCACAUGGGAGCACAGGUUACGUGCGAGAGAGAUGAAUGCGACUGAGAGGUGGGCAACCGAACUGACGAAACAGGCUGCCGGGAAGCAUCACAUUGGAGAUUUUCUACCACCAGAGGAACUGAAAAAAUUCAUGGAAAAGUAUUCAGCAUUCAAAAGUGGCAAGGAGCCAGAUUUGAGUGAUUACAAAGAAUUUAAACUAAAGGAGGACAACGUUGGUUUCAAAAUGCUCCAAAAACUUGGCUGGAGCGAGGGCCAAGGACUUGGUGCAGAAGGCACUGGAAUAGUUGAGCCUGUGAACAAGGCAAAUCAGCCUGUUGCGAACCUUGGUCUUGGGGCAUCAGCAUCAGAUAUCGUGUCGCCCCAAGAUGACGAGUUUGACGCUUACAGGAAAAGAAUGAUGCUUGCAUAUAGAUUCAGGCCAAAUCCAUUGAACAAUCCAAGAAGACCUUAUUACUAAGAAGAUUUUAGUCCUCUUUUAGACAAUGUAGUUAAUAUUACAAUGUAUGAAUAAUGCUUUUAUUGUGUCCUUUCAUUAAUCUGUAUAGAUAGACAAAUGUAUCUACUCUAAGAUUAUAAUUGUUAAAUGGUAACACGAAUUUUAAUGUAGUUGUCACAAUAUUGUUAAUAUAACAAAUAUUAUUUGGAAAUUAUAACAAACUGUAACAUAUACCAAUCUGACAAUUAUUAAAACUGUUGUUUUAUGCGCAAUGGUUAUGGUAAAAGGUAUGACAGUUUUAUUGUGUACUAUACAUAUACAAACCAUAAUUGGGUAGGUCAAUGCACAUUUAAAAUAGAAAAAAAUGUUUACACAGUCUUUAGUAUUUACACAAAGCUGUGUAUUCCGAAGAAAAUUUGACUGCCAAACGAUUUUCUAAGAUUGUAAGACUGGUAUGACAUAAGCGAGACUUUAUAAUGCGCUGUUAAUUAUAUAUAAUAAUAUCAGAAAAAAAUAAUUGGUGUUUUGUCAUUCCAAUGUAUUAUCUCCACGUCAUUGUACUGUGAUUAGAUUUGGCGUAAUGGACUUUAAUCUACAAAAACUUCCGCAUUUAUGAUUUGAGAAGUUUGCAAAAGAGAACUUAUUGUAAAAUGGUAAUAAAUUAAGCCACAUGUUAAUCGGGGCCCUCCCUCAUUUGUUGCCAAAGUGUGUCAUUCUAUAAGAUGGGAUUGGAGGAGUCGCAAAGUUCGAGUAAAAAAUCAUUGAAUCUAGGACCUUAUCCCUGUAGGGUUUGUGAAAUCACAUUUCAAUUAUUACUGACAGUGGUGUUACGUAAUUUAUCUAUGGCUCCAAGUAAUGUUUUCCUAUUAUAGGAAAAUUAAUUUAAGUAUUUACAAUAUCUCUAUAAGUAAUUAAACUAAUACAUACUAUUUUGCGUAACUUUUUGAAACACGUAAUGGCUAAUAGAAUACAUAGCACAUUAUUAGGAUAUGUUUAGUUUAUAAACUUAAUUUUUAAAUUCCGCAUUAUCUGUUGUUACC